GCAUUUCAGCCAUCGACCUUGUUUUUUUUGGAGUCAGAAGUGACCAUAUUUGGAUGAGAAGGUGGAGCUGUGGAGGAGCAAGGGGUGGGACUGACUCAUGGAUGAGUUGUCAUUAAUGGGGAAAUAAGCUUUAUAGACCAAAGCCAUUUUUGUACCAGGCUGUAAACAUUUCUGCUGUAUAGUUGGGCAUUUUAACGUGAGGGUCUGUGAGGAUUGACCUGCUUUUGGAGUCAGCCUCAAAUGGCCAUUAAUGGAACUGCAGUAUUUGGCACUUGCGCUCUGGCUUCCUUUUUCAGCCCUGGAGGUUGCUGCUUGAAUUUUUCCAAACAACACACUCAUCAAUCAGUCAACUCAUCAUAUCAGGUCUAGUUUAACAGCAAAUUAAAACACAGAAGACUUUUGAAUAAAUUUAUGUAACUCUAAAAAUGUAAACACUAUUAUGUUACAUCAGCCAUUUAGAAACCAGCAUAUUCCAAAAUGUACAGAGCUGUAAAGUUGUCCACCAUGGUACCAGUUUGCUGCUAGCUAACUGUAGCUAACUUGUUUGUUGGUUGUUUGGUCUGUGAUGUAAUAGGUCAGCCAGAAAAAGGUCCAGUACUAACAAGCUGAAACGGGCGUAAUGACCACCUAUCAUAGAGGAGUUGGACAUACUUAAGUCAAUAAAUCCAUUACCUUCCCAUGCUUGUAUACUGGGACAAGGACAGGACAAGGACUUAAGCGUGCAUGUAAACAUACUGAGUGAGAGAUAAAACUCCCUUCCGGUUAGUCCCUGCAUAAUCCGGUCCAUGUUUUGUCUAAAACUCCUCCCUCCCUGAAGGUGUUGAGACUGGCUGCAGCAGCAGCAGCAGCAGCAGCAGCAGACACACACUCUUAGCUCCCAAUGAGCAGCAGUGGACACCUUCAGACUUACUGGAAGUGUUGUUGUUUUUCCUUGGAGCUUCUGACUCUGCAGAUUCAGAUAGACAAACAGACAUGUUACCAAAGACUCGUCUUGGGAAACGUUCUCCUCUUGGGGCACUGGUAAGCUCCACCUGCCCACCAGCAGGGACACAUAUAGGCCAGGAGAUGGGUGAGACUAGUGUCAUCAUGUCAAUAGCAGCAGGACAACAGGCCAUCAGCAGAGUCAAAGGUCAUCCUGAGCUGAAGGUGUAUUUUCAGCGUGGAGGGGAAUCUUCAAGUGUGAUGGAUCAGAUUGACCUCAUGCAGAGUGAUGUUCCUGUCUGGUCUUCAUCUCAUCCCUCCUCCUCCUCAGUGCCUCCAUCCUGUGGCAAACAUGUCUCCUCCUGCAUCGACGUCCCCAGAAGUCAGAGGAGUCCAGAGAAGGUGGACAUGGACGAGCUGAUGGCAGCACUGGUUCUCAGCAGUUUGUCCUGCAGCCCUCUACUGCACAGCCCUGCCCAUCCAGAGCCAACAGCUCCUCCGAUGGACUGUGUACCCGGCGAGCUCUCCGACAGCGGCAGCAGCGGCUACUGGAGCGUCAGCCACGGCAUCAGAAGCCCCGUCCCCUCUCCACCAAUAGCAGAGUCUGACGUCAGCCCAGCCACGCCUCCUGACGAAGGGCUGGACAUGGAGAUGGAGCAGGUGCUGUUUGAUGAGCCAGCGCCACGGAAGCGCAGGAACUCAGCGAAGGCAGCAUACAGGUGUCUGUGGCCGAGCUGUGGGAAGGUGCUGACAUCAGUGGUGGGAAUAAAACGUCACAUCCGGACAACUCACCUGUGCCGUGGCAGUGAACACGAGCGCUGUUCCCGCAGUGAGGAGGAUUUUUACUACACGGAGGUUACCCAGUGGGACCAGCAGCGGCAGCAGCAGUCUCCGACUCAUCCUCUCCUCUCCGGGCCUGCCCCCGCCUCACCCACCUACUCCUCCCCCUCCUCACCUCCCAGCCCUCCCCCGCCCUCUCCGCCAUCUCCCUCUCCACCAGCCUGCAGCACCCUGAGUCGCUCCGCCCCCUCUGUCUCCAGCAGCUUCAUGCAGGUCCAAUCAGAGCACUCCUACCAGGCUCCACCUCCGAGUCAUGUGACAGCCUCAAACUCACUUACCAGUCGUUUGAUAGCCCCUCCCACCAACUGCGUCAGACAGGGUUUUGCUUUUCGGGUGCGUUCAGUCAGUGUUGGAGAGCAGUGGCUGCAGCAUCAGAACGCCCCCUCGAGGAGGAUUCGCGGUGAGGCCAAGAAGUGUCGUAAAGUUUACGGCAUCGAGCACAGAGACCAGUGGUGUACGGCCUGCCGCUGGAAGAAAGCCUGCCAACGCUUCCUCGACUGAACGGAAGAAAAACUGGAAAGGAGGAUAAAAAACAAAGAGACAAAGAUGGACUUGAAAAGGCUGUAAACUUCAGCCUCACCUGGUGGAUGUUUUAUACAUUCUUGUAUCUGAAACCAGAAAUAUUUUUUUUUGUCAUUUUUAUACUCUUUCUACAUUUGCUAGAAGUGUCUUUUUUAUUUUGAAUGUGUUAAUUGAAUAUAUUUCGUAGAUGUUGUGUCCUGUUGGUGCUUUUUUAUGAACAGAUUGGGGCAGCUAUUAUGUGACCUUUGACCUUGAAGCACCCAAGUGAGUUUUUGUGUCCGGCCGACUCUCCCUGGGUAUUCUUAACAAAACCAGCUUCUGCAUCAAGAUUGAUAUGCACUCCAGUUUAUUAGCCAAUUUGUAUGAAUAUUCAGUCACAAUGGAAACACUCAGCUCCAGAUGCAAUUUGUUGUGAUCCAGAUUUGGUCUUAACCCUGAGUUUGAGUUCUACAAAGCUGGUCUAGUGCUGACUAACACUAGCUUUAAUUCAAAUUUACAGAUCAAAACCUAUGAGUCACCAUUUCUACAGGAUCGCAACAAGGACAAAAAUAUAACUGAAACACAGAGUGACUUAACUUUCCUGUGAUCCUGGCUGGAUAUAAAACAGGCUUCCAACAAACAGCAGGUAUUUUGUCGCCAGUAUAAAUAAUAAUAUGAAUAUUAUUCACAUCCAUUUGUCUCUCCUAGUAUUCCUGACAGUACUCAGUGCAGCCCUGGUCAAUUAAAUACUGUACAUCAGUCAACACUUCAGAUGCCCUUACUACAUUAAAGUGUUAUGAAUCAUUUAUUCGAUGUUUAUAUGCUGCUUUAAGGCACUAAACAGGUUGGGAAUCACUGCUGUAGACUGUUGUCUCUAUGGUGCAUUCAUGUGCAACGUCAAGAUGUGGUUUGACUGGUCAGCUUUUCUUGACUCUCAUUUUUGAAGGUGGUUUUGGUGUGUCAGGGCUCUCUGACACUGAACUCUGUUAUGAUUCCCAUUGUGGUUCAUUUCAAAGCCAAUCAUAUUAUCAUAUAAGGUGUCAAAUAUUUCAGCAUCUCAACUAAAUAACUAUAUCUAUCAAACGCUUCACUGUAAAUAUCAGCAUCACUUCAGUCUUCCACCUCCCAUCAGCCCUUUCUUCAUUUGAGCUUCAGUUGAGAUGCUAUAUGUUUGGAAGCAGAAGCCAUUUCCACUCAUCUUUGUGGAAACCACAUGCAGUAUUGCUCAAGAGCUCUGUUUAAUUACAAUUAAAAAAUAUACAUGUAUGUUUACACUGAAUGAUAUAUGUUGUUUUUUUUUUUUUAUAUAAUAUCUACUUGGUGUAUAAAUACAGAUAUAUAUCAGGCCAAUUUAUCCAAUAACUACUCUUCCUGACGCCAUUUUAAAUGUUCAGAUUUCAGAUGUUAAACGUAUCUUUGCAGUAAACUGGGACAAAGAUUCCUCUAUUUAUAUUCUCUUUAUGUCCUGUUUGUUAAUGAUCAAAAACAGAAAUGUUGGUCAUUGUAAUCAUAUCAUUUUUAAGAUGCACUCUUUUAUACAUGAUGUGAAAUCCUGAUGUUGUUAGAAUAAACUGGAAAAAGCUGA
This is a messenger RNA of Epinephelus fuscoguttatus (brown-marbled grouper), 3847 nucleotides long. It is a transcript of the gene znf395a, whose product is annotated as zinc finger protein 395a. Gene Ontology annotation, biological process: regulation of transcription by RNA polymerase II. NCBI's taxonomy places the organism in Eukaryota, Metazoa, Chordata, Actinopteri, Perciformes, Serranidae. Gene Ontology annotation, molecular function: RNA polymerase II cis-regulatory region sequence-specific DNA binding; DNA-binding transcription factor activity. The transcript has 10 exons. The coding region runs from base 973 to 2262 and encodes 429 amino acids. The record is from RefSeq and is a predicted model, not a curated record. Gene Ontology annotation, cellular component: nucleus.